AAGUCGAAUAAAAUUUUACUCCAAAGCAGUAGCUCUUGUAUUAAUCUUUUUUUCCCAAUCUUCAAAUCCUAUCGCGAAGAGAGCUUCUGCAGGAACAACGAGCAAUCAGAUACAGAUAUCCUGCAAUCAUGCCUCUCUUCGUUCUUGCCGAAACGCCCGCGGGCUACGGCCUGUUCAAGGCUAAAGACAAGAAGUUGUUGUCACGAGAUGAUAUCAACAAGCAGCUUUCAAGCGCUGAGGCCAUCAAUUCGAUGCUGUCCCUCAAGAAGAUGGUGAAAUUCGAAGAUUCGGCCCAGGCUCUAGGCGAAUACACUGCAUUAACAGAGGGAAAAGUUACCCCGAUGUUACAGAACCUACUUAACGACAUCAAGGAGGAACGAAAAGCGUCUCUGGCUGUCGCUGAUCCGAAAUUGGGUGCGGCUAUCAACGUUCUGCCCCAGUUGAGCAUUACACCAGUAUCCGAUUCAACCACCAAUGACCUCUUCCGAGCGAUCAAAACAUAUCUUCCUGAGCUUUUCCCUGAGCUAGAUAACGAUUAUCUUGGAAACAUGGCUCUUGCUCUAUCCCACUCUAUCUCUCGGCACAAGCUAAAGUUCUCUCCCGAUAAGGUGGAUGUUAUGAUUGUUCAGGCCAUCAAGCUUCUUGAUGAUUUAGACAAGGAAUUGAACAACUAUGCUAUGCGUGUGAAGGAGUGGUAUGGCUGGCACUUCCCGGAGUUGGACCGCAUUGUCCAAGACAACCUCGCCUAUGCCCGCAUUAUCAUACAUAUGGGCACGCGAGAAAAUGCUGCCAGCACGGACUUCUCCGAGAUUCUACCCGAGGAUAUUGAAACUCGAGUAAAGGCCGCUGCUGAAGUUAGUAUGGGUACUGAAAUCCUCGAAUUUGAUCUCGAGAACAUCAAGCUUCUCGCCGAGCAGGUGAUCAGCUUCACCGAAUAUCGACAACAGCUCUCCCAGUAUCUGACCUCGCGUAUGAAGGCGAUUGCCCCUAACCUAACCGAACUCCUCGGUGAGCUGGUCGGUGCUCGUCUCAUCGCACACACCGGCUCCCUUCUAAAGUUAGCCAAGAGUCCUGGUAGCACCAUCCAGAUUUUGGGUGCGGAGAAGGCUCUUUUCCGCGCCCUAAAGACCAAGCACGACACGCCCAAGUAUGGUCUUAUCUAUCACUCUUCUCUGGUUGGACAGGCAACUGGCAAGAACAAGGGAAAGAUCGCCCGUACACUAUCUGCCAAGGCCGCCCUAUGUCUACGUGUCGAUGCCCUCUCUGAGCUUAGCACCGAGGGUGCCGACGGUGAGGAAAUCCCAGUGGAUGACGACGAGAGAGCAGACAUGGGUAUUCGACUUCGUGCAUUGCUUGAGGACAAGCUACGAAGAAUGGAAGGCAAGCCGAUAGUAUCCAAGGGUACCAAGAUUGCUCCGAAUGGUGCUACCCCCUCCAAGUUCGAGGUUAAGCCGACACGAAACUACAACGCAGACGCGGAUGCUGUCUCUACCUCUGCUAAGAAGACGCCUAGCAAGCCCUUGAUACAAGAGGUUGAAGACACCCCAAUGGGCGACGGAGACAACGAAUCGGAAGAAGAGGAUUCAGAUGUGGAGAUGAACGGUGCUGAAGAUGCCAAAUCAAAGGAGAAGACACCGAAGAAAUCAGAAAAGAAGAGCAAGAAGGCCACAAAUGGCGAAUCUACUCCCAAGACCCCCGCCAAGCUAUCUGAGGCCGAUUAUUCUCGAUUAGCAGAGGAAGCUGGCAUUUCAGUCACUAAGUUCAAGCGAAAGUACGAGCGAGGUGACGUCAAGAUGGCCGCCGACGGAACGCCGCAGGUCAUCAGCAAGAAAGAGCUAAAGAAGCAGAAGAAGGCAGAAGCUAAGGCCUCCACGGCCGAGGUCGAAGUUGAGGCCGGGAAGCCCGACAAGAAGCGAAAGCACACGGACGACGGAGAGAAGAAGAAGUCGAAGAAGUCAAAGAAGGAGAAGGCCGCAUAAAUGGGGUUGUUCCUUGAUAACACUCUUCUUCCUCUGUACCAUACUCGUCGGGAAAAGUGAUCGCGAUUGCUUGAAAUCAUAGGGGUCGGCGUUCCGGGUGGUCAUACCAGGGUUUAAGUUUAAGUGAAUGUUUGUUGGAGUUGGUUCAAUCAAUCAAUGCAAUGGCUCUUUUAGGCAGUGGAGCUUGAUGCGGCAGCUAGAUACAGAUACCUUGCUAUCUAUCAUCAAGACAGUUUUGCGGUUCUAUGUUGCUUGCUUUGUUUGCUAUUGGUGUUUGUGUCGUGGUUUAAUCUGCCGCGUAUAUGUUACCUCUUAAGAAGGAAUUUCUGGUCUAGCAGAAGACACAAUUUGCUACCUAGUAACUAAUAGGUGUGUAAAGAAAGUCAAAAUGGCAGUCCGCUAGACAUUGUAUUAUUCAAGUUAUUGCC
Messenger RNA from Annulohypoxylon truncatum, 2407 nucleotides. Its product is annotated as nucleolar protein Nop5. Lineage: Eukaryota; Fungi; Ascomycota; Sordariomycetes; Xylariales; Hypoxylaceae. The coding region runs from base 129 to 1979 and encodes 616 amino acids. Gene Ontology annotation, cellular component: small-subunit processome; box C/D methylation guide snoRNP complex. The record is from RefSeq and is a predicted model, not a curated record. Gene Ontology annotation, molecular function: snoRNA binding. The transcript is spliced from 4 exons.